AAGACAAUGUUUAAAGUUGCAUCAGAUUACGACACAUUAGAUACCAACAAUAUGGUGAUUGCUCCAAUUUGUCGCCAUAAUGUGCAUUACAGCAUGAAGGCUGAGCUGUUAGGGAAAUACCGCCAUUUGCCGUAUUGAGGACGGAUUUAAUGCUCGCUCAUCAUCGAUGAUCGUUUUAAAACCAACAGUUGGGUCAGAGCGGCCCUCAGAGCAGCCGCGGUCAGCCACUGAGGUCUAAUAUAUCAGGUUACGAUGUGCUUGUGGCUCAUAACGGCUUGCCUGGGCGUGUUGCCCGCCAACCCCGCGCCGCCCAACGUGAUCGUGGUGGGCCUGCCCACGCCCAUCCUGCAACCCGUCACGGUGGCCACCGCCGCCACGGUCGUCACGGUCACCGCCGCCACCGCCGCUCCCACUACCACGACCACUCCAAAACCUCCUGGUAACACGACGCCGGCCCCCCCGCCGCCUGUGACUAACCCGCCCACCACGGCACCUCCGCCGACAACCACGGCUCCUCCGCCGACCACCACCGCGGCGCCAGCCACGACCGUGCCGCCGCCGCCCCCCACAACCCAGCCGCCGCCGCCGACUACGCAGCCACCGCCGCCUGCGACCACCGGUGCGCCUACCACUAACACCCCCGUCACGGCGACCCCGCCGCCCGCCACCACCGCACCGGCGGCCACUAACCCCGCACCCACCGCAGGUGGACCUAACAUCAUCCUUAUAUGUAACGACCCUACUCAAGUGUGUGUUGCUAAUCCUGAACAACCCGUCACAGGCAUCUCGAUAGACCCUCGCCAGGGGACGCCGCCGCCCUCGGCGCUGCCGCUCGUGGCGUACAGCGCACAAGACUCUGCCGUUAAAUUCCCUAGAGAGAAGCGUAGUGCGAGGCUGCUGAUGAGGGGCGCCACCAACGGCACCCGGGCCGGGGGGAGGCAGCGGCGGCAGGCGGGGUGCACGUGCGUGCCCACCGGUACCUGCCCUACCAACACCAACUACGGCGCUGGCAUGAUAGACUUCAGGAUUGUAACACCUGGCAACAGCGGGCCUUGUCCGCAGGGGCAGGUGUACUGCUGCACGACGCCCGCCCCUGCGCCCGCGCCCGCGCCCACCGUGGCGUGUGGCACGCGCCAGGCCGUGCCCGCCACCGCCGCCGCCGGCCCGGGGCAGGCCGGCUUCGGGGAGUAUCCCUGGAUGGCAAUCAUCAUUACCAAUACAAAUGACUAUGUUGCCGGCGGCGUGCUCAUAGACCAGUACAACGUACUCACAGUCAUCCACCGCAUAUCGGCAUACAUAGUGGCAGGCACAACCCCGAACCUAAAAGUCCGACUAGGAGAAUGGGACGCAUCAGCCACCUACGAACCAAUACCAUUCAAGGAGUACACUAUCCGAAGAGUGUUCCAGCACCCGUCGUUCAACUCGGCGACCCUGCAGUACGACCUGGCGGUGCUGAGACUGUCCACUCCGGUGCCUUUCACGCCGGCUGCUGGCUCCGUGCCCAGUAUUAAUAGGGCUUGUCUGCCCGCAUCGUCUGCUACUUCGUUUACUGGACAAAGAUGCUACGUGACCGGAUGGGGCAAGAACGCGUUCAACCAGGGGGUCUACCAACAGAUCCUAAAGGAGGUGGACGUGCCGGUGGUGGACUCCAACUCCUGCCAGAACCAGCUGCGCGCCGCGCGGCUCGGGGCUAGCUUCGUGCUGGACACUAAUACGUUCAUCUGUGCGGGCGGGGAGAUGAAUAAGGACUCUUGUACGGGUGACGGCGGGUCCGGUCUCGUGUGCGAGGUGAACGGGCAGUGGACGGUGGCGGGGCUGGUGGCGUGGGGGCUGGGCUGCGCCGCCGCCACCGUGCCCGGCGUCUACGUCAGCGUGCCCGCGCUGCUGCCCUGGAUCCAGCAGCAACAAGCCACGGCAGCAUAGUAGGUUACAGUGUGAGUGAGAAAAAUGGAGCGCUUGUCGUGCCGUAUGUUAUAGUGUGUGACGUGAGGUGUAUUUAUUGAAUAAAGAAUAUG
This is a messenger RNA of Plutella xylostella (diamondback moth), 2015 nucleotides long. Lineage: Eukaryota; Metazoa; Arthropoda; Insecta; Lepidoptera; Plutellidae. The record is from RefSeq and is a predicted model, not a curated record.